AUGAAAAUCAAAACCAUCUCCCGCAAGGAGGAGAACUAUACACGAUCAGAUAAAUCAGAAAUAUAUAGAGUACAGCGUAACUAUGAUCCUGCUCAGCAUCCGUUCGAAAAGGCCCGUGAGUAUACUCGGGCUAUGAACGCGACGAAAAUGGAACGCAUGUUUGCCAAACCAUUCAUCGCGUCUUUAGAUGGGCAUAGAGAUGGUGUGUAUUGUAUGGCGAAACACCCUACAUUGCUAACCAGUUUAAUUAGUGGAGCAUGUGAUGGAGAAAUCAAGGUAUGGGAUUUAGGUGUGCUGAAAGAAGACAUCACAAUCGAAGCUCACAGGGGGUACGUAAGGGGGUUGACUAUCGCACCGUAUGGUGAGAGUUUUAUGAGUGUGGGGGAUGACAAGACUAUCAAACAGUGGGAUCUGGAGAGCAUGCUGCGCAAUGGCAGUCAAAAUGACAUGCCUAGUGAACUCGGGGUGGGCUUAGACGAGUUUGAGGCGACCCCAAAAUAUAGAUAUACGCCCAAGAAUGUCUGGUUGGGAGUGCACGCAUUCUCCGGGGUGGAUCAUCACAGACGCAAGGGAGUUUUUGCCACCUCUGGUGCGGAGGUGGUGGAGGUGUGGGACCAGCACAGGAGUGAACCUAUCCACGAGUUCAAGUGGGGCGUAGACAGCGUUACCACCGUCAAAUUCAAUCCCGUUGAAGUGGACGUGUUUGCGAGUUGUGCGACGGAUAGGAGUGUGGUGUUGUACGAUUUGAGAUCGGGGUCGAGUUUACAAAAACUUAUUCUGGGUAUGAGGUCGAACGCAGUAUGCUGGAAUCCUAUGGAGGCGUUCAAUUUUACUGUUGCCAAUGAGGAUCACAAUCUGUACACUUUCGAUAUGCGCAAGAUGGACAAGGCCCUAAAUGUACACAAAGACCAUGUGUCUGCAGUACUGGCGGUGGAUUACUCGCCAACGGGAAGGGAGCUGGUCAGUGGUGGCUACGAUAAAUCCUUGCGAAUCUUCGGUAACAAUCAAGGACACAGCCGCGAAGUGUACCAUACGAAGCGAAUGCAGCGCGUGUUCUCCGUCUUGUUCAGUCAGGACGCGAAAUAUGUACUCAGUGGUUCAGACGAGACAAAUAUACGUGUUUGGAAAGCAAACGCAUCAGAAAAGAUGGGUCCCAUGGCGCCGCGACAAAGGGUAGCUGUCGAAUAUGCUAACGAGCUGAAGGAACGAUUUCAACACCAUCCCGAAAUCAAACGUAUUGCGAGGCAUCGACACGUUCCGAAGGCUAUUCGCUCUGCUGCUGCGAAGAAACGAAUCAUUACAGAAUCAGAGAGGAGGAAGAAAAACAACAAACGAGCUCAUAGCAAACCCGGAACGAUUAAGGAUGUUCCUGAGAGGAAAAAGCACGUGGUUGCCACCCAAGAUUGAAUCAACUAGAUUGUAAGAUAGCUUUCAGAUGACAAACCGAAGUUGGCUGGAAAGCUGGUGAUUUGUUAGACCGUUGAGGAACGAAGAAGACAUGGCUUACUCGUUUGAGACAUCAUGGCUUUGAAGCCUUUCGAUUA
Messenger RNA from Sphaeroforma arctica JP610, 1544 nucleotides. RefSeq names its product DDB1- and CUL4-associated factor 13. Gene Ontology annotation, biological process: maturation of SSU-rRNA from tricistronic rRNA transcript (SSU-rRNA, 5.8S rRNA, LSU-rRNA). Bases 1 to 1407 code for a protein of 468 amino acids. The transcript has 4 exons. Gene Ontology annotation, cellular component: nucleolus; small-subunit processome. Lineage: Eukaryota; Ichthyosporea; Ichthyophonida. Gene Ontology annotation, molecular function: protein binding. The record is from RefSeq and is a predicted model, not a curated record.